AUGCCAACCUACGCAGAACUUAUCCAGGAAAUUUUUCACGAAGUCAACCAAGCUCGCACAAACCCUCAUGGGUUUGCAGAUAGCCUAGAAAGCACGCUAAAUCAAUAUAAAUCCAACAACGCCAAACAUCGCCCAGGCGCGGUUCCUAUUGUAACACGUGAAGGUAUUAAUGCUGCUCUUGAGGCAAUUCAAGCUUUGCGGGCAGCUGAGCCAAUCCAAGCUUUAACCUGGUCAGAAGGUCUUGGCAGAGCAGCUCAAGCUCACUGUAAUGACACUGGCUCAUUAGGAAUUGUAGGCCAUAUUGGUUCAAAAGAGAAUACUCUUCAAGAUCGCUUACUUCGCCAAUUUAUUCAAUGGGAUUUUAUUUAUGAUAAAAGUGGUUAAUUUUUUAAAAAAAAAUAAAUUCAAAAAAAAAUAUUUUUAAAAAAAAAUUCAUAGAGGAAGUCAGAAUAUUUUGGUCGCUGGAGUGAAUGCAUAGCUGAAGCUCUUGAUUAUGGCUCAGUCGAUGCUUUUGAAACAGUCUGCACUUUCUUAAUUGACGAUGGGCUGUCAACUCGUCCUCACAGAAAUGCGCUUCUUAAUCCAAGAUUCAAUAAGGUAGGUAUUGGCGCUGCUCCUCAUACUGAAUAUAAGACUGUGAUUAGCUUGGUCUUAGCUGGAGGAUUUAAAGAUAAAGACGAAUUAGAGCAUGUCGAAGUCCCUGAAGGAGAUCUUAAGCCUGUCGCAGAAGUUGAAGAAUGGCUUGAUGGAGCUGUUAAGCUGACUUGUGAGAUUAGAACUGAAACUGAAGGAGGGAAAACAGUGAAAAAAGUGAAAAAGUACUGGGAAAUGAGUGACGGGUCUACUCAAAUAACUGAGGCAACUUUAGAGCAGAAAGAAGAAGCUUAA
Molecule: messenger RNA, 888 nt
Organism: Blepharisma stoltei
Lineage: Eukaryota; Ciliophora; Heterotrichea; Heterotrichida; Blepharismidae
Source: the annotation of a GenBank genome assembly